Molecule: messenger RNA, 2091 nt
Organism: Nycticebus coucang (slow loris)
Lineage: Eukaryota; Metazoa; Chordata; Mammalia; Primates; Lorisidae
Product: kelch-like protein 11
Exons: 1
Coding region: 1-2091 (696 amino acids)
Molecular function (GO): protein binding
Source: RefSeq, a predicted model, not a curated record
AUGGCUGCGGAGGCUGCGGCCGCGGCCGCGUCUCUGCAGGUGGCCGAGGUGGAGAGCAUGGAGACGGCCGCCGCCGGCUCGGCGGGGCUGGCUGCCGUGGUGGCCUUCAGGCCUGGGCCCGGGAUCUCUGCAAUGGAGGCGAGAGGGGGCGAUCUGGGCCCAGAGGCCGAGGACUUCGAGUGCAGCUCGCAGUGGUCGGAGCUGUCCCGGCGGCAGAACGAACAGCGGCGCCAGGGCCUCUUCUGCGACAUUACCCUGUGUUUCGGCGGUGCUGGAGGCCCCGAGUUCCGGGCCCACCGCUCGGUGCUGGCCGCCGCCACCGACUACUUCAUGCCGCUGCUCUCAGGCCCGUUUUGUGAGUCCCGCUCGGACCGGGUGGAGAUGCGAAAGUGGAGCUCGGAGCCGGGGCCCGAACCCGAGACGGUGGAGGCCGUUAUCCAAUACAUGUACACCGGGCGCAUCCGCAUCAGCACGGGCAGCGUGCACGAGGUGCUGGAGUUGGCCGACAGGUUUUUAUUAAUUCGUUUAAAAGAAUUUUGUGGCGAAUUUCUCAGGAAAAAACUUCAUCUCUCAAACUGUGUAGCCAUUCAUAGCUUAGCUCACAUGUACACCCUUAGGCAGCUUGCUCUGAAAGCUGCUGAUAUGAUACGGAGAAAUUUCCACAAAAUAAUUCAGGAUGAAGAAUUUUAUACUUUGCCUUUCUAUCUCAUUCGAGACUGGCUUUCAGACUUGGAAAUCACCGUCGAUUCCGAAGAGGUUCUCUUUGAAACAGUUUUGAAGUGGGUUCAGAGAAAUGCUGAAGAGAGAGAGAGAUACUUUGAAGAACUUUUUAAAUUGCUCAGGUUGUCCCAGAUGAAACCUACCUACCUUACUCAGCGUGUCAAACCAGAGAGGCUGGUAGCCAAUAAUGAAGUCUGUGUCAAGUUGGUGGCUGAUGCAGUGGAGAGGCAUGCCCUGAGAGCAGAGAGAAUACAAUUCUCCGCCUUCCAGGACCCUGCUUUUCUUAUCUCAUUAUUACCUCGUUUGGGGCAAAACAUGGACGUGAUCAUGGUUAUUGGGGGUGUGUCAGAAGAAGGGGACUAUUUGAGUGAAUGUGUGGGAUAUUUUGUUGAUGAAGACAGAUGGGUAAACCUGCCCCAUAUUCAUAAACACCUUGAUGGACAUGCUGUUGCAGUAACAGAAUCCUAUGUAUAUGUUGCUGGAUCGAUGGAACCAGGGUUUGCUAAAACUGUAGAAAGGUAUAACCCAAAUUUGAAUACGUGGGAACAUGUUCGUAGUCUGAUGACAAGAAAGCAUUCAUUUGGACUGACAGAAGUCAAAGGGAAGCUCUAUAGCAUUGGAGGACAUGGCAACUUCAGUCCUGGCUUUAAAGAUGUGAAUGUUUAUAAUCCUGAGCUUGAUAAAUGGCACAGCUUGGAAUCGGCUCCAAAGAUUCUUCGAGAUGUCAAAGCACUAGCCAUUGAAGACCGCUUUGUGUACAUUGCCGCCCGCACUCCUGUGGACCAGGACACUGAAGAUGGAUUAAAGGCUGUAAUUACUUGCUAUGAUACAGAGACUCGACAGUGGCAAGAUGUUGAGUCUUUGCCGCUUAUUGACAAUUACUGCUUUUUCCAAAUGUCGGUGGUCAAUUCAAACUUAUACCAGACAGCAUCGUGCUGUCCCAAGAGUUAUUCUUUAGAAAAUGAAGAGGCAGUAAGAAAAAUUGCGAGUCAAGUGUCUGAUGAGAUCCUUGAAAGCCUGCCUCCAGAAGUCCUUAGCAUCGAAGGAGCAGCCAUUUGCUAUUACAAAGAUGACAUCUUCAUUAUUGGAGGCUGGAAAAACAGUGAUGAUAUUGACAAACAGUAUCGGAAAGAAGCCUAUCGAUAUUGUGCUGAGAGAAAGAGGUGGAUGCUUCUUCCUCCCAUGCCACAGCCUCGAUGUAGAGCCACUGCUUGUCAUGUGAGGAUCCCAUACCGGUACUUGCAUGGCACACAGAGAUACCCUAUACCUCAAAACCUAAUGUGGCAGAAAGACCGCAUCAGACAGAUGCAAGAAAUACAUCGGCACACCAUAAACAUGCAGAGAGUCCCAGGCUUUCAGGUCGAAUGCUAG